AUGGACCCAGAGAAGAAAAGAAAACGAGAAAACUCAAACGAAGAAAAAGUAGUCUUAAACAUUGGCGGUAUUAAAUAUGAAACAUUACAAUCAACUUUGACAGCACGUCCUGAUACACUUCUUGGAACCAUGUUUCAAGAAAGGAAUCAAAUGAUGCUCCAUCCAACCAACAAUAACGAAUAUUUCUUUGAUAGGAAUGGUCGGGCUUUUCAUUAUAUUAUGGAAUUCUAUCGUACCGGCAAGAUAACAUGGGAUCCAAUUAAUUAUCAACAUCAACAUCAAUAUCAAGCUGAUGAAAAUACAAUUUGUUUUACAGUGAAUAAACAAGAACUUGAUGAAGAAUUAGAUUACUUUCAAAUCCCGUUUACUAACUCGAAACUUCAUCAAGUACACGCAAAACUUAGAGAAGAUAUUGAUGAAUUUGUGGAUCUUAUAAUUGAUUUGGUUUAUGAAGGAAUGAGAAUGUGGGAAGAAUACAUUUUAAUUCACGUUAUCCUGUCACUUUUCCAAGAUAAGUUUAGAGACAAAUUAAAAGCUUCUCUUCCAGGAUUACAGUACGGAUACGAACUCGUUGCACAAAAUAAUAAUAUUUAUUAUUGUUUGGAAUUGACCCCUAAUUAUAAAUUUUAA
Molecule: messenger RNA, 630 nt
Organism: Rhizophagus irregularis DAOM 181602=DAOM 197198
Lineage: Eukaryota; Fungi; Glomeromycota; Glomeromycetes; Glomerales; Glomeraceae
Source: RefSeq, a predicted model, not a curated record